GUCAUCUCCAAAACGUGUUUUGUGGUUUCUGUUGAUUACCUGUGUUUCUAAUUCGACUGCCGUGAAUUAAUUAAUUUUUCGUGAAUUUAAGUAUUUUAUUGGUUCAGAUAUCCAGUAAAGCAACCGUUACAAUGAUGAUCCAAACCAAAAAACGACCACCGCUCAGUGAGGGAGUUAAGCCGUCCGCAAAAAAGCAGAAAAUUUCAAAGUCGUCGAAUGGCGAAGGCGACGAGAAACCCGUGAAAAAGUUCUCAAUGCGACUUGAUCGUAAUCCUAGCGAGGGUAAAUUUCAAAAGAAAUUGUCUUCUGGGACAAAGAAAAAGUUCGGUUCCAAGGAUGAUUCUCAGGCCGGGAAGGGAGAGAAGAAACCGUUUGUGGAGAACACUCCGGAGGCCAAGCGUGAGUACUGGAACAGCAUGAAGGCAAAGCAGAAAGCACUGCGCGAACAACGACGUAAAUCCAAAACGAAAGAUUUGUACGAGCUCAGUGUAGGGGCGAAGAAAAUCUAUGAGACACUGAAGAGGAAGUCAACCGAGAAUAAGGAAGAAUUGGUCGUGAAACUUCACGAAAUGCUGAGCAAGGAGAAAACCUACGGUAGAAUUGCGACCAGCCACGACACGGCCCGUGUUAUUCAAUGUAUGAUUAAGAAUGCAUCGGAUGAAAUACGACUGCAGAUCGCAGACCAAUUGAUUCCGGAGAUUUACGAACUGGCCACCUCGAAGUAUGGGCAUCAUUGUGUGACGAGUUUGCUGAAAAACUGUAACAAACUCUUGUGGGCCAAAGUCACGGAUGCCGUCAUAAAGCAUUCGGUUAAAAUGGUUAACCAGACAUACGCCGGUUCGAUUGUGGAUUCGGUUUACAACGAGUAUGCCACGAAUGAGCAGAAGGCAUUUAUGAGACAAGCUUUCUAUUCGGAAAUUUACCAGCAGAGCAAGGAUAAGAAAGUUUCCAGUAUGAAGGAUACCUGGGAAACGAAUGCUUUCAUGAAAAAGACGGUUUUAUCUACGGUGAAAGGUCAUCUGGUUCAGGCUGCCAACAAGCAGCUCGCAGACAAUUCUUUGCUGCACGCUCUUCUGUUGGAUUUCCUGCAGGAAGCUCCGGUGGUUGAACGGUCGGAAGUUAUGGAAUUGUACAUGCCUCACCUGGCAGCGAUAUCCAGCACCAAAGACGGAACGGCUGCUGCUAUCUAUUGCUUUCUGAAUGCUAUGGUCAAAGAUCGCCGAGCGGCACUGAAGGCAUUGAAACCGUUUUUGUGCAAGCUUAGUUCUCACGAACACGGUCAUCGGCUGGUUCUGUGCAUUCUCAACUGCUAUGACGAUACCGUAAUUCUGGGCAAACAAGUCAUUAGCGUGUUGAUGGAGGACGUGGAAACGAUCGUCGGUAGCGGAGAAUGGGGCCGAAAGGUCAUUGGUUGGAUUUUUUCGCCGGCUGACAAGGAUCUGUUGCAUCCAACUCAGAUCGAAAUUUUAGACGGCUAUUUGCAGUACAGCAAGAAAGAUAAAGACAUUCGCAGAAGGGAGAUAUUUGCAAGUGCGGUGGAAGCUUUUGGCAAGGCUGUUGCUGCCAAUGCCGAAUUUUGGUUACGAGGAGGCCAUACUGCGUUGUUGACGGCUGCCAUCGUGAAAAAAUUGAAAGGCGACUGCUUGGGAAAGGUGCAUCGUGCUCUGGCAACCGUGGUUUGUGACCCAGAAUGGCAAAUUCAAGAAAACGAAGUCAGCUUGGAAGGGUCUAUAAUGCCGGAGAAGAAACAACCUGCCUCAAACCAGACCAGUGGGAAGAUCAAGAAAAUUAAGAAAAGUCCGUUUGAAGAGGAAAAAGAAAAAAUAAGGGAAAAGCAGCUGGCUCAAAAUCCACUAGUGAGCGGAGUUGAACAUGCCGGGAUGCACAUAGCCCUCAAAAAGAUCAUCAAAUUAGACCAGGAAAAACGUCAGGAAGAUGAAAAUUCGUCACAAUUUGGAAAGGCCAUGAUUGACAUUCUAUCACCUGAGACGAUCAAAUCCUGGCUACUCCAGAAUCGAACCUGUUUCCUACUGCUUCUGAUAUUUGAGAACUCAUCGGAAACAGUGCAAGCGCAAGUUAAACAAAAACUGAAAUCGACGAAAGCGGACCUAAAGAAACAAACUCACCCGGGAGCGAAACUUCUCCUGGAAAAACUUAAACUGUAAACUAUAGUUUUAAGGCAUUUUUCGGUUACAAACAAUAUAUAUACUUUAAACAGCUAAA
Malaya genurostris is the source of this 2223-nucleotide messenger RNA. RefSeq names its product protein penguin (gene peng). Lineage: Eukaryota; Metazoa; Arthropoda; Insecta; Diptera; Culicidae. Bases 132 to 2165 code for a protein of 677 amino acids. The record is from RefSeq and is a predicted model, not a curated record. The transcript is spliced from 4 exons. Gene Ontology annotation, biological process: regulation of translation. Gene Ontology annotation, cellular component: nucleolus. Gene Ontology annotation, molecular function: mRNA binding.